GAGCGGUGGCCGCCGGCGCCCGCCAGCGCCGCCAGGAGGGGCAGCGCCCAGCUGAGCGCGGGCGGCGCCGCCAUGGGCGCGGGCUCCGCUCGGCGCCGCGGGGCGCCUUAGGUGGCGGCGGGCGGCGGGCGCCGCUGCGCCAUGCUGCGCCCGGGGGCCGGGCGCCGCCGCCUCUGCCGCCGCCGCCGCUCCCUCCUCCGCCGCGGCCGGGCUGCGCGCGGGCGGGCAGUUCCUCGUUCGGGGCGGGGAGGAGGGGGUGCCUGUGCGGGAGGAGAGGUGGGCCGGGCUCCUCCGGGAGGGCUGCUCAGGCACCUCGCCGCCGCGCGCCGCCGCUCCCCCGCCCGGCCCGCCUCGCCUCGCCGCGCCGCGGACGAGGGGCGGGAGGCGGCCCCGCCGCCGGGCUGCGGGGGGCCGGGACGGGGCCGCGGAGGGGGCGAGGCGUGGCGCCGGGCCUCGCUGCCGCUGCCGCUGCCGCUGCCUCGCCUCAAGCGGGCGCCGGCCGCGGGUGCGGCCCCUGCCAAGGUGUCGGGCCGUGGGUCCCGAGCGUCCGCAGCCCGGGCGCCCCGCGGGCGCGGCGAGCCCCGGCAGCGCGCCGGGUGGAAGGCGUGCCGCGCCGCGCCGUGCCGUGCCGUGCCUUGCCGCCGCCUCGGCUGCCGAUGCUCACACCGGGGAAUAGCGUGGGAUGGGCGUGGGGUGCAGCCGCUGGGCUUUCAGCGUCCGCGGGGAGAGGGAACCGGCGGAGGGGCACCUCUCGCAGCGCCCUCCCUGCGGGCUGCCCCGCCGCCCGUUACGACGCCCUGCGUUAGAGUAACACCAGUAAGCCAGCCGGCCGCUGCCGCUGGGAGCGAGAUGUCAGAGCUCUGUUUACAACCUCGCGGUCCUGACUGAGGCGGAACAAAGAGCCUGCCUUGUGUCCCUUGCUUUGCACGGCGCUGCUGCCUCGAGGCGGGUGGCUUUCAGCCCGCGGAGCGAGGACCGGGCGCGGAGGACACGGCCGAUCGGAGAGUAGCACCAUAGAGUGGCACUGGUUGGAAGGGACCUGAAAGAUCUAUCCAGUUCCCCCCCCCCCCGCUCUCUCGUUUCUGGGAUGGACUGCCAAAACGAGACCUGUGGGCUGCGUGCUGGGCUAAUGUGAUCUCUUUGCUGACUUUUAAAUGAGAAGUGGGAUGGUGAAAGGUAGCAAAGAUGCAUUUUAGUGUUCGCCGUCAGGUGUCUCUGGUCAGUCUGGGUGAGGUUGGCACAGCGCCCAUGGCCGCUCUUACUACGAACUGAGCGUAAUGUUCAAAACUGACGCCGGUUUCGCUAACACCGACCCUCCAUUUGCACUGCUUUUACUGUAAAGUGGCUUUACGGCAGGACUAAGUGGACUAAAAGGACUAAAAGCUAGAACAAAAGUGGCCUCUGUGUAUGGGUUGAGCAGAGUAUUUCCAAGAAGGAAGCACACUUUGCCAGCGAAUUUGUAUUAUCCUUCUCCAUUGCUACACGCAGCAGCAGCUAUUGUGCAAGAAGUUUUGUUACUACAGUCAGCAAAAAUGUACCAUCUUGCACCUAUCAGGGUCUAGAACACCGUUAUAGUGAACACCAAUAGUACCAUAACAUUCAAAACCCUGCACAACUCAUCUGCUUAUCUUACAUGCAGUAACUACAAAAUCUGCCCAGUGUAGCAGAAAAGGUGGAAGAGAAUCCUUGCACGGGUCUUUAUUCUCACCAGAUGCAAAGAUGCACCACUAACAAGCACUGCCUGCAGCUCCUUGGCUUCCACCUUGACUUCCAGUUGCUCUUUAAGUGCAAAUACAAAGCUCCCAGUGAUCCACAUCUUGCUCAGGCUAUGGGGAAAGCCAACCAGCUUCCUUCUUGCAGGACGUCCCUAGUAGUGGCCACAGAGCACAUCCCGCUGUGACUUCUUCUGUGGACAGCCCUCCCAUCACAAAACCAAAGACUUUUGUAUUUGCUGAGCUUGGUUCAGUACCGACCAGUUGACCUGUUUCUUUGGGUUUUUGUUUAGAAUAUGUCACGUGUACAUCACUGAGUGAUUGAUUUGGUGAAGUGGGUGAUGCCAGGCUUAUUCUGGUCUUAGACAACAGUGAUGGCUCCUAAGGCUGCAGGCUCCUCCGACUGCUCAAGUAGCAACGUUCUGCUUCCAAAUGUGCUUAUUCUGGGACCCAGGAAAGACAGAUCACAUCUGGGUACACACAUAAGGAAGCAGCCCAGCUGCGUGGGAUACAGCAGCUCCCAAGACAGGGCAGGAGGCACCACCUGUCCCCAGAGCAAUCAGACUCAUCCCCACUUGCAGCACUUCUCUAUUUCUGCCCUCUCUCUCUUCCCAGGGAAGCAGUAUCUAGGACCCGGUCCUUAUCUUGCAGUGCUGAAUAUUGUGUACACUUCGGAGAGCCACUGAAGCAGCUGUGCACUGGGAAUCAGUUCAUGGAAUAUUACCCAUAAGUAGCCCAGUUCUUGAAGCAGCAAAGUCUGCUCGAUUUCUUUCUAAGCUCCCAAAGUAAACAGGAGCUUUGUCCUUGAUCCAUUCUUCCAGAGGCAGCCAGCAGGAUACCAGCAGAGCCGAGUUUCUACUGAUGUCAUGGAAAUAGAGAACAAGGCUGCGGGUGUAUUUUGUAAUGCUGCUGACAUUCACUGUUAAUACAGAAGACCGGAAAAUGGUGCAAUCCUUUUGAGAUACUCUUAUAAAAACUAAGCAGAAGAAGGAAAGACAUUGCAUUGUGCUGUCUUGGUCACCAGCCCCAUAUUUGGUAAUUCUAUACUGCUGUUGUCUAUGUUUUAUUCUUCAGGCACUACAGAGAUGGCAAACUGGGGUGUCUGCCCGCUGCCUCACGCUGCACCCCAACCAAAAUUCCCUAAAAAAGCUGGGGGAGCACAAUGCUUCCUUGGCUUUCUGAAGCAAGCCGUAUUGAUUUCAGUGGGGCGCGUGAGAUCUGAAGUUAGAAUCACACCAGGGCCUGGAUCUACGUGUACCGUUUAAUGAGUUCUCUUUUAAAUCUUCAUCAAUAUUAGCAGAACACAUCCUGAAUUAACUUCUGAUUGCCUCUCCCACUGUGGCUCAGCUGCCUACUUCCCCCCUCCUUACUUCUCAUCUGCAUGCUAAGCUUCUCAGAAUGGAUGACUCUGCAGAGGACCUGACAAAAUACUAGUCAAUAAAUGAAAUGUGUUUUUUUAUGUUUAAUUUAUUUAGCUUAACUUUGAUAUUUUUUCCUAUUUUGGGACUCAGAGCCCAAUUAAGGUUUGGUUUGAUCUGUUUAUUUAACACAUGGGGUUACCUUGGCUUGGUUCUGAAAUGAUUUUUCUCUAAGGGCAAAUAUAUAACCUUCUGCUUAUGAAGCAAUAGCAGGUAGUGUUACUGUUAACGAGCGUUUCAUCCUCAGUGUAAUAUUUGAAAUAGCUGCAUUUCUCCUUACAGAGUUAAGUCAGUUUUGCAGUGUAACUAAACGUUGGCUAAAUAAAGAGGAAAUGCUGAGCAGCUUUGCAAAAAA
Gallus gallus (chicken) is the source of this 3485-nucleotide messenger RNA. RefSeq names its product myosin heavy chain IB-like. The record is from RefSeq and is a predicted model, not a curated record. The transcript has a single exon. Lineage: Eukaryota; Metazoa; Chordata; Aves; Galliformes; Phasianidae. Bases 142 to 888 code for a protein of 248 amino acids.